AUGUCUCUCCAUGAUCAAUUCCCGGCCUAUGGUGGCCGUGGGCCUAGCGAUUUACGUCUAGGUAUUGCUCUGGGUCUCAUUGCCACUGUCUUUAUGGUUAUGCGUGUUUAUGUGCGUUUAAGAAUUAACAAAUUCGGGACAACCGCGUUGUCAUUUUCACUCCUUGCUUGGUUCUUUACAACACUUACCCAGAUUUUCGGGAUUAUAUCAGUCCUUCAUGGUCUCGGAAACCAUAUCACAACCAUCGCCGAAGUUGGCGAAACCCAUAACUUUCUGCUAUUUACCUGGAUAACGGUGUUCUUCUUCAACCUUGCCAUUCCCACCGGCAAGGUAGCUGUCUCGGCAUUCUUAUUGGAAAUGAAUGGCCCUAGCAAUCCUAAGAUCCGUCGCAGCCUCAUCGCCGUCGCCAUCUUGAACAUCGUGCUCAACAUCCCCCAAGCAUUAUUAGUAUGGUUUCAAUGCAGUCCGGUAGAUGCACUCUGGGAUCCCCUCAGACAAGCAGACUGCGACCACCGAAAGAGCGUCUACUACACCUACUUCGUCGGAGCAGUAGCCGCCCUAUCAGACUUCUACCUCGCGAUUGUCCCCAUUCACAUGCUCAUCCCCCUCCGCAUCGACCGAAAGCUCAAAUGGGGUCUAAGUUUCCUAAUGGGCUGCGGUAUCUUCGCCGGUGUCGCCGCCAUCGUCCGAACCUGGGCUGCAAAGUACAUCCUCACAACAGACUCUUCCUACGGUGUAGGCAUCCUCUUCCGCUGGGGCGAAGUCGAAGAAUGGCUCGUCCUAAUAACAAUGUCCAUUCCACCCGUCUGGCCCCUCUUCCGCCCCUUUACGAACAGAUUCAUCAAAUCGAACUCCUCUCGCAGCGGUCGUCAAUACGCCUAUAAAGAUCCUCAGCCCUAUGGCUCGGUUCCAUUGUACGGAUCAACGGCAGUUGCCAGUCCGUUGUCACCGAAUUUCCCGCCGCCUCUUAUUACGACUACUAUUUCUGUUAAUUCGAUGAAGGAUGGGGGUACGACGGUUGCUAGUUCGAGGGUUUCAGUUGAAAGGGUUCCGUAUAAUGUUAUCUCUGGUGGCAAGGGGGAGCCCUGGGUGGAGAUGAAGGACGUGGAUUUGAACUUGAAGCAGUCCCCUUGA
This is a messenger RNA of Penicillium odoratum, 1134 nucleotides long. RefSeq lists its product as uncharacterized. The record is from RefSeq and is a predicted model, not a curated record. The transcript is spliced from 4 exons. The coding region runs from base 1 to 1134 and encodes 377 amino acids. NCBI's taxonomy places the organism in Eukaryota, Fungi, Ascomycota, Eurotiomycetes, Eurotiales, Aspergillaceae.